AUGCCAAAAGACGCUGCUCCUGAUGUGAUGCCCGAAUUGGGUCGCAAUCAUUUAUUCGAUUUGACAGGAAAAGUUGCACUUGUAACAGGAGGUGCAACCGGAAUCGGAAAGAUGAUAGCAGGUGCUUAUUUGAGAAAUGGAGCAAAAGUUUACAUUGCUUCUCGUAAACUUAAUGAUUUACAACGUCAAGCCGAACAAUUAAGUAAACUUUCACCUGAUCAAAGUAAAGGUCCAGCUUGCAUUCCUCUCGAAGCUGAUGUUGGUACAAAAGCAGGUUGUGAUAGCUUAGCCGCUCAACUCAAAAAGCAUGAAGACAGAUUGGAUAUCUUGGUCAACAAUGCAGGCUUAACUUGGGGAGCACCAAUGGACGAUUUCCCUGAAGAUAAAGGAUGGGAUAAAACGUUUGCUUUGAAUGUUAAAUCUCAAUUUUAUCUUACCGUUGCUUUAUUGCCCUUACUCGAAAAGGGUAAAUCUAACGUUGAACAUGGUACUGUGAUCAAUAUCGCAUCCGUUGCUGCUUUCAAUCCGAUUGCUGAGAACGGCUUGGCUGCUCCAGGUCAUGGUACUUGGUCUUACCAACCGUCAAAAGCUGCUUCCGUGCAUCUCACUCGUACAUUGGCAGUCUCUUUGGCCGAACGAUUCAUUCUUUGCAACGCCAUCUGUCCUGGUGUCUUCCCCAGUAAGAUGACGGCAUACGGACUACAGGAAAACAAAGAUUUGCUUGAAGGAAUCCAACCAACAGGUCGCUGUGGAACACCAGAGGAUAUUGGAGGUCUCGCCCUCUUCUUGGCUUCUCGAGCAGGUGCACAUAUGACCGGUAACGCUUUAGCACUCGAUGGUGGUCAGAAUAUGCAAUUCAUGGCAAAGAUGUAA
This is a messenger RNA of Meira miltonrushii, 873 nucleotides long. RefSeq names its product NAD(P)-binding protein. Lineage: Eukaryota; Fungi; Basidiomycota; Exobasidiomycetes; Exobasidiales; Brachybasidiaceae. The coding region runs from base 1 to 873 and encodes 290 amino acids. The transcript is spliced from 3 exons. The record is from RefSeq and is a predicted model, not a curated record.